This is a messenger RNA of Cinara cedri, 16749 nucleotides long. Lineage: Eukaryota; Metazoa; Arthropoda; Insecta; Hemiptera; Aphididae. The record is from the annotation of a GenBank genome assembly.
AAAAAAAAAUAUCAGGUGAUCCUCGGUUCGACGAUCUGAAUCAUAUCGUUCACUACUUUGACCCGUUCAAAAGAUCCGGUUCGUUCGCGAAUCACACUUUUCUACAAAGUACUGUCGUUGUAAUUAACGGUCGUAGUAAUUGGGAGUACACUGAGCAAGUUUGUGAUUGUUCAUUGUUUUUGUUGACAAAAAUUCGGAAUAAAAAUCAAACGCAGUGUCUUAUUAUGGCUCGCAGAGGGAAGAGGCGAAAUAUGUCCACGAGUCCCGUGGCCCGUAUUAUGAACCACAUGGUUGAACCGGAUAGUCAGAAUAAGAUUCCAGAAAAAAUGGACGUCGUGGAAGGUAAAGAAACAAAAUAGUUAAUUAUUUUUGUAGUAGUGUUCGAAUUCUCAGGUUUAUACAAUGGAUUUUAUAUUUACUCGAUUAUUUUCGAUCCAAUUUUUAUUAGUAUUGCCUAUUUAAAACUAAUUUCGGUAUAAUUUACGUUUUUUUUUUUUUUGGAUUAUUAUGAUACUUGGUAGGAACAUUUAAAAGAUGUAUUAUUAUUACAUCUUGAUCCCUGCUGUCCUAAUCUUUAUACAUAUUUUUUUCGGAGGGUGAAACAUAAUGAUAUACAGACCUUAAAGUUAGUUCUGAGCUCUUUGUUUUAAAUACAAUUAACACUAAAAACAACAUAAAUGAAGUCUGUUGAGUUUUGAGAGAGGAUUCCAUUAUCUUACUGGAUAUAUUGGUCAGUUUUCUAUUACUGAAUUAUUUUACUAUAAAUUUGUAGGCAUUUUAUUGUAUUUGAAAACGGUGUGUGUCCAGUGUUAAGCUUUCUUAUCUUUUAUUCGCUAAUAUAGACUCAAUCAUGUAUUCAUUAAUAAUAAGCUAUUUCUGUCUAUUGUUAUUAUAAUAACUGAAGAAAUAAAGAUAUUAUGCUCAAUAAGUGGAAGGGACAGUUAUAUCUAUACUUAUUUUAUUUUAGAUUUUGUUAACAGCCAAAAUCUGUGAUAAGUAAGAACAUAAUAAAUUAUAUUAUGAUUUGAACUAUAAACUUAUAUUAUGGGUAUAUUACCUUAUAUUAUCAACUAUUUAGAACAGAUAUAUAUAUAUUAAAAUACUGUAUAGGUACUGCACAAUAUGUUUUGAUAGAAUGUGCAAACUUUAAAUUUACUUGGUUAUUUAAAUUGAUGACCUAGGAAUUUAUAUUGGAUAUUUUAAUAUUUACUAGAAUGUUCACAUUAUUCUCAUGCAUGAUAAGUUAUUAUUAAUAUUUAAAAAUGUUUGUAGCGUGUAAAGAAUAAGAUCCCAAUAUUAGGUAGGUGCCUACCUAGAUUCAAAAUAAUAAAACAUCAGAUAUGUAUAUAUAUAAUUGUAUCAUUUGUAUACGAUGUAAACAAUUUUCUGAAAAGAAAAUUUUUCUAGGUGGUACUUUGAGGAGGUAAUUUUUUGAUUUUCCUGGCAGACAAUGAUUCUAGUUUGGCAACCUAUCGAUUUUUUGUUUUUUUUUUUUUUUCUCAAAAUGUAGGUUUUUGGGUGUACAUUAAGAAUGUAAAAAUAAAAGUCUAGCGAACUUCGUUUGGAAGUUAUAGUGAAAACUUCAUGAAGUUUGGGUUUUUUGUUUUGCGUAUUUCUUUGUUAGAAUUUAAUAUUUUUAAAUAUUUUUAUUUUACAAAAUGUGAAUUUUUUUAUGUUCAAUCCAUUGGUAUAAUCAAAACUCAUCUAUCAUACUUUUAUAAAUUUUGUAUUUGGAAUAAGAGAUCCAAUGUGGUUACUUGGUCGCUGCACUCACUCAGGCAAUUUUAAUCGAAAAUUGUUGUUAUCUAUAUUCUCAUUCAGUAGCGUAGCUAGGAUUUUCUGAAGGGGGGUGUUAAUUAUAAACAUUAAAUAUUAUAUAUAAUACGUACAAACUAAAACUUUUAUUUUAAUUAAUUAAUUAUGUAUACAUAAUGUCUGUAUGGUAUUAUCAAUAGAUAAUAAUGAAAAAAAAAAUAUAUAUUAUAAAAUAAAAUCUGUUCGUCGUUUUUGAUUGAAUGACAAUUUUUGUAUUACUUCUUUUACUGUUACUUCGACUUCACGAUGAAUAUUUAAAGAUGCUAAUCCAUUAAGUCUAAACUGGCCAAUAGAAUUUCUAAGACAAGUUUUUAUUCGUUUUAAUGUAGAAAAACUUCUUUCAGGUUCACAUGAUGUGACAGGCAAUGUUGCAAAUAUUUGAAGGAGUUUAAAAACAUUUGGAAAUAGGUCUUUAUUGCAGUUAUCAAGAGCGUUAAGAACACUUUUUAUGCUUAGUUUUUCCAAAUGUGUAUGCCAUAACUUUACCUCUGUUUCAAUAACUUCUUGAUCAAUAUCAUCAGAAUAAAACUCACUUAAAUCUUUGAUAGCUUGUUGAUUAUAAUUUUUAUUAGAAAUAAGAAAAUAAAAGCCAGCUAUAAUAGUUUUGUGGUUUAUAAAUCAGUCAUUUAAUUGUUGCACUAAAUUGUCCAGAAAUGGAAGGAAUGCACUUAUUUUAAAAUAUUUUUCAAGAUNACUUCUUAUACUUUGGAGUUGAGAAAUUAUUAUAUCUACAUGAUUUAAAGCUUGAAAUAAAUCUAUGUUUUGUUUUUGUAAAUAUGUGCAAAGAUUUUUUGUAUAUUGAAAUAUUUUAUAAAUAAUAAUAAGACUUACAUUGAAUUCCGAUGUUUGAAUAGCUGAAAGUAACUGAGCUGCUUUUGAUGAUGUUUCAGUAUUUGAAUAUAGUAUAAUUUCUUCAAAACAAGAUAUAAUUAUGGGUUGAAAAUCAUAAAAUACAUCUAUUGAAUUGUGUCUUUCAGUCCAUCGAGUAGGACAUAGUCUUUUUAAUUUUUCUUUUUGACUUGAAAAAGAAGUAUCUUCCUUAAAUUUAUUUAAAUGUUUUGUAAACUCAAAUUGUUGCUUUGGAGUAUUGAGAAAUGCAUAAAUGCUUUCUAGUGUCCCCAUAGCAUUUCUGAUACUGGGAACACUACAAGCAUAUGAUAUAGAUAGGUUUAAGUUAUGUGCACUACAAUGAACAUAUAUUGUGCUAUGAUAUGACUCCCUAAUACAAGCUUGAACGCCAUUGAAUUUGCCACUCAUAGCUGCAGCCCCAUCGUAUCCUUGACCUCUAAGAUAUUUAAGACGAAGACAAUUCUGAUUUGGCAGGUUCAUGUUCACUUUCAUUAUUAAUACUAAUCGUUUCAUGACGAUCCCUUUCUACUUUCUUAAAGUAAUUAUUAAUACAUCUUUUCAUUUUAAUUUAAUCACACGUAAAUAUUACUAUUUAACAAUAUGUAAUGAUAUAGAUUAAAUAAAACAAUAAGAGUUAUAACAAUUAAACGUGAUUUACCAUUAUGUGAUUUACAUAUAUCUUCACAGUCAAGACUCGAAACUGAAGACCGUAUUUUAUAUUUCAUAUUGUAUUUACCUAUGUUCCUAUUUUAUUAUAUAUAAUAAUGUAUAUUGUAAUAUAUAUGUAAUAAUAAUGUAAUAUAUGAUAUGGCUCAAGGGGGGUGUCAUAUCCACAAAACACUCCCCCUUGUAUACGCCACUGUUCUCAUUGAUAGUAAUAUUAUUCGUACUAAUAACCUUAAAAUAUAUAAUAUAACUAUUGUUCUUUUGUUAAAAUAUAACAACUACUUUUGCAUAAUCAUGCAUGGUUGUCGUGUGUCUUUGUGACUUUUUCUCUCAGUUAAUUUAUGUAUACUAUAGUUAUACUACAAUAGGUUAUGGGCAAAAAAUGUGAUGACAACUACGGAGUUACACAAUUUAACCGUACAAAUUUCCCAAACUGGAAAUUUCGGGUGAAAAUAUUGCUUGAAGAAUUUGGUGUGAAGCAAUGUGUUUCAAAAAACUGUCCAUCGCUUGCGAAAGAAGAAGACAAAGAAAAAUUGCGUAAAAAAGACAAUAAAUGUAAGCCACUUAUAGUUCAAUGUAUUGCUGAUAGUCAUUUAGAAUAUGAUGUGGUGGGAAAGAAUACAUCAAAAGAAAUUUAGAAUUCACUAUUAAAAACUUUUGAGCGAAAAGGGGUCGCCAAUCUAUUGUUCAUGAGAAGGCGAUUAUUGACUAUGAAAUAUAUUGGUUAAAUAAAUUUAGAAAGUCAUUCUGUGAAGUUUGAUGAGAUAACACGACGACUCAGAUCUGCAGGAGCUAAACUAGAGAACGAGGAUAUUAAUUGUUAUCUACUACUUACUAUGCCUGAAACGUAUAACAAUGUAGUUAUAGCAUUAGAAACUCUUUCACCAGAGACUCUUAAAAAUUGAAUUCGUAAAAGGUUGUUUACUAGAUGAAAAAUCAAAGAAAAGUAAUAGUAUUAUAAAUGAAGAGUCUUCCUCUGAUAGUGCAGCGUUUAAUGUAAAGAAUACUGGCAAAUUUCCUUUUGAAUGUUAUAAUUGUGAUCGAGUUAGACAUAAAUCAGCUGAAUGUUUCUCAAAAAGAAAAUGUUUUAUAAAGGAAAGAACAGAUCCAAAGAGUUGUGUAAACAAAAACCGAUAGCUAACAAUGCUUCGAAGAAUGAUGACGGAAGUUGUUUCCCAGUAACCACAUUGUUAACGGAACAAAAUGAAGAAUUAAACAAAAUAAUACGGUAUCUUGAUUCAGGGAGCUCCGAUCAUUUAUUUAACAGCGAGAGAUAUUUUUCAUCUCUGAAAGUACUAGAAAAUCCAAUGAUCAUAGGUGUCGCUAAAAUUGGAGAAAAUCUAACCGUAAAAAAAAUAGGUACAAUAAAUGCAUACAGUCAAGUAGAAAGUAUAACUAUUUUAUGUAAAUUUAAAAAUGUAUAUUAUGUUUCACAUUUAAGAUAUAAUUUCUUGUCUGUUGGUAAGUUGAAGAACUUGGUUUUAAAAUUUUUUUUGAAAAAAGACAAGUAAGUUUGUUGAAUUAAAAUCGAAAUGUAAUAGCAAUAGCUAAAAGAACCCAAACACUAUACAAAUUAAUUUUUACUCUAGACAAUACUCGAGAUAAUAGCAUAAUGUCAAGAGCUGUGUCCAGGUAAAUAUUGACGGAGUAUUAUGGCAUAAAUGAAUGGGGCAUCUAAAUAGAGAUUAUUUGAAUAAAUUGAAGAAUAUUGUUUUUGGAGUUCAAUUCAAUACAUCAAAGAUUAAACCCCAUAAAAUCGAAAACAUUGAGGUAAAAAAGAAAUUCCAAGAAGAGCUAAGGAUUUGAGAAGAUAAGUCAGUUCUUAUGAACGAAUUCACGGCUGAAGAGGUCUAAAACGCAUUAAAAUCUGUGAAAAAUGGAAAAGCUACUGUAGUAAAUGGUAUCCUCCCAGAAUUCCUUAAAAAACUAGGACCCCUCUCAGCAUAAAUUAGAUCGCAAAACUGGCCAGUAAAGUAGUAGACACUAAUGUUCUUCCAAGAUUCUGGAAGAAUCUUCAAGUAACCAAAGUGAUACCUAUUUUGAAACCCAACAAAGAAGCCAUGAACCCAAGAAACUAUUGUCCUAUAUCUUUAUUGUCAACAAUGUACAAGCUGUUUGAAAGACUCCUUCUAAAGCAUUUACAACCACUCUUAGAAGAAUCCAUACCUAUAGAACAAGCCGGUUUCAGGAAAAAUAGAAGCUGUUGUGACCAAACCCUUGCACUAGCAACGCACAUUGAAAAUGGUUUCCAACGGCAGGAAAAAUCUGUCUUUCUGGAUCUGUUAGCUGCGUAUGAUAUGGUCUGGAAGAGAGGACUGUUACUAAAACUGUUUAAAAUAAUAAAAUCUAAAGCAACGAUAAGACUACUGGAGAACUUAAUCUCUGACAGAAAAUUCAGCGUAUCUCUGAAUUCAUAUAUAAGUCUGAGUUGUGUCCCAUUACAAAGUUCAAAGAAGGAUUAACAAAACUAAACAAGGGCAGGCCAACAGCUAUAAAAUGGCUUGAAGAACUUAAAACGCGUCUGUGAUUUCUAUUUGUUAUUAGUAUUGAUGUUAUUAUAAUUUAUUAUACCUACUAUAAUCUACCAUACUAACAUUUUAUAUAUUUUAUUACCUGUUUAAUUAAUUGACUAGCUAUCUUAAUUAUUAUAUUUAUUUAUUUGUUUAAUUUUUACCAACUUAAUCUAUCUAAAAAUAAGUCGAACAUGUAAUAUGCAAAUAUAAUAUAAUUCAAUAAAAAGGAACUACCUACAAUUUGUGAAGUUUGUAUGGAGAGCAAACAGAUUAGACAGCCCUUCAUUCUAAGAAAAAAUAGAACGCAUCCACUAGUACUGUGGACCACCGUUAUUUAAUUGAACCUUGCCCAGCCGCAAAGACCUCCGGUCUCGCAGAAGAAAAGUGCGAAAAGCGCUCGUAGUAUUCGGCUGUUUCUCAUACAUUAUAAUAGUAAACACUGCACGUGCAAACGAAAAUUGGCUGAGGCACGGUAUCUCGUAUCGGUCGUUUGCACAUACGUGGUAUCUUUAUAAUGUAUAGGUGAUACAAAGUGAUAUAUGAGGUUCAAUCAAUCCAAUAUCUUGGAAUGGUAUGAAAUACAUUUUAACAUUUAUUGAUGAUUAUACACGAUUUAAUGUAAUUUAUUUGCUUGAGAAUAAAAGUGCAGUACUUAACUACUUUAAGAAAUAUGAAGCAGUUGUAAAUGUACAUUUUACACAAAUAAUUCAAUCAUUAAAAAUGUGAUAAUGGAGGCGAAUACACAUCUCACAAUUUCAAGAAUUUUUGUGCGCAAAUAGGAAUUGUUGUGAAUCACACUGCUCCAUACACUCUUGAGCAGAAUGUUUUAGCUAAAAGAACUAAUCGUACAAUUAUAGAAAAGAUCUGAUUGUUACUAUUUCAAUCGGAGUUAUCUAAAGAAAUGUCGAGUGAAGCAGCCCUCACAGACACAUAUUUACUAAAUAGAUUCCCAACAUCUAAAAAUUCAAGUAACACACCAACAGAAUUUUGGAAUGGUUAUCAACAAAAUUUAUCAAACAUUCGUGUUUUUGGGUGUGCCUCAUUUGCCCACAUACCUAAACAACUAAGAAGUAAAUUAGAUUCCAAAUCAAGAAAGAGCGUUAUGGUUAGUUUUGCUGAAUCUAGUUUUAGAUUAUGGGAUCCUGAAACCAGAACAAUUUUUGUAAAUUGUGAUGUAAUUUUUAAUGAAAACAGAAUGCUUAUAAUUGCUUAUAAUAUCUAUGCAAGAUAAUCAAAAUAUCAGUAAAAUAUCUGAAGUAAAUAUAAGAGACGAUGAAUCUGAAGAAGAAGAAAAUGACAGAGAAGAUGAGCAUAAAGAAGAGAUCAAAGAUAUCACCAUGAUGAAGAUAGGAAGAUGGGAAAAUAACAAAACUACACGACCUAAAAGAAAAGUAACAACCAGAAAAAUUUAAAGAUUAUGAUAUGGCAAUGUGUUGGCUUAUCAUCAGAAAAUUAUGUACAAAAUUUACCCAAAGAUGCUGAUGAAGUUCAAGUUCACCCAGAUACAAAUUGUUGAAAGAAAGCAAUGCAAGAAGAAAUUGACGCUUUAAUAGAGAACAAUACAUGGUCACUGGUUCCAAAACCCCAAAAUAAAUGGAUCAUAAAUCAUAAAUGGAUAUUCAAAUUAAAGUUGGAUGAAGAAGGAAAUCCAUUAUGGUACAAAGCCAGAUUAGUAGCUAAAGGAUAUACACAAUUAAAAGGUUUUGAUUAUACUGAUAUCUACUCACCUGUAGUUAAUAUCAUUACAAUACGAACUCUACUUGCAAUAGUAAAUCAAAAGAAUCUACACCUCAUUCAGAUGAAUAUGACUACAGAUUUUCUCAAUUAUAUUUUAGAGGAAGAGCUUUAGAUGAAACAACCUGAUGGUUUUGACCAAGAAAAUGAUUUGGUUUGCAAAUUACAUAAAUCACUCUAUGGUCUUCAACAAUCUUCAAAUUGUUGGAAUAAACGUUUUAAUAAUUUCAUAUGUCAACAAGGUUUAACAAGAAGCAAAUCCGAUCAAUAUGAUGUGCUGGUGGUUGGCAAUUCAAUGAAGGAAGUAAACAAUUUCAGAAAAUUAGUGAAGAAUUCAAGCUAACAGAUCAAGGGGAUGCAAGAUCUUUCUUAGGAAUUAAAAUUAAACGACAUAAUAUUUUAAAAAUGAGUCAAACAAAAUAUCUUGAAAACCUACUGCAUAAAUUUGGUAUGAAUAAAUAUAAACCAAUAUUAACACCAAUGAAAAAGAAACUAAACAUUUGAAGAAAAAGGUAAGAACAAGUAAACCAUAUCAUGAACUUGUGGGAAUUUUGAUGUAUGUGAUGAUUCAAACCAGACCGGACCUUAGUACAGCAGUCAAUUAUUUUAUCCGACAUCAAUCUAAAGCCACUGAAGAUCAUUUUAAUUACUUGAAAAGAAUAUUAAGAUAUUUAAAGGGUACUAUUUCUUUUGGAAUGACCUACAUUAAGAACAAUAACAUACAUCCACUUCAAGGUUUUGUUGAUGCUGAUUUUGCCAAUGAUAUUGAUGACUGAAAAUCUACUUCUGGAUAUCUUUAUCGAGUUUUUGGUUCCACAGUCAGUUGGUCUACUAGAAAACAAUCAACUGUAGCCUUGUUAUCGACUGAAGCAGAAUAUUUAGCUUUCGCAUCUGCAAUUCAAGUAGGAAUGUGGCUGAAAAGACUUCUUGUAGAGAUGGAAAUUAUCACAGACAAAGAUUACAUAUUAUUGCAUGAAGAUAAUUAAUCUUGCAUCAGAAUAGCUAAUAAACCAAAGAAACAUCUGAAUACCGAAUAUAAUUUUAUUCAUGAAGCAAUCUCAACAAAUCAAAUUGAAUUAGAAUAUGUUCAAACAGAUCAUCAACUGGCAGAUAUUCUAACAAAACCAUUACCUGCCAUUACAUUUUCAAAAUUAAGAAAAGCGAUUGGAUUAGAAUAACACUUAAUUUUAUUUUAAUAUGUUUGUAUAUUUUUUUUACAUUUGAGAUUAAGAGGAAUUGUUGUUAUCUAUAUUAUUAUUGAUAAUAAUAUUAUUCGUACCAAUAACCUCAAAAUGUAUAUUAUGACUAUUAUUCUUUUGUUAAAAUAUAAAAACUACUUUUGCAGAAUCAUGCUUGGUUGUCGUGUGCCUUUGUGACUUUUUCUCUCAGUUAAUUUAUGUGUACUAUAGUUAUCCUAUAAUAAAAAUAACCUUUGAUUUUUGUGCAAACCACGUUGGGUAGGUAACAAGGAAAAGUAAAAAAGCAUUAUAGGUGAAAUUAGAAACCCAAUGUAGUCAUUCUCUAUUUUUCAAAAUGUAUGUACAAUAACUAUAAAAGUUAGCAUGAUAGGUAAAUUUUGAUUAUACAAAUAGAGUAAGCAUUAAAAACCAUACAUUUUAGAAAAAAAAAAUUUGCUUAACUAAAAUUAUAUCCCCGGUAGUUUUCUCAAUAAAAAAAAAAGAUUGGGGAAAAACUGGAAAUUUUGCGAAAAUAAUGCUUUUAUUAUUUGUUGUAAUUCAGUUAAAAAUAUUCGUAGAGACUUGAAAUUUGGAUAAAAGGUUUAUAUUUACCUUUUCUAGACGCUGUGAAAUUUUUAAAACUAAGCCAUUUUUGAGCUGUUUACAGACAUUUUAAUUUUCCGAGUUUUAUACGAAAUUUUUUAUUCAGUAGGUGCUGUGUGCCUUAUGGUAAAAUUGUUGGACUAAACAGAAAUUCGUGAAAAUUUAAUAUGACGUCUUUUAAAAAAAACAUUUGAGUUUAAUGUAGUAUUUUUUUUAUAAAGGCAUUUUAAUAUCAAAUUUUGACGAAAAUCAUUAGAGUAAAAGAAUUAUGUGGAACAAAUCUAAUUUUUUAAUUUUUUGUUUUGAAUAUAUGUAUAUUGCCGAUUUAAGAACGAUGGUGAAACAAGAAUUGAAAAGACUGGCAUAGUUUCGAAAUUGUAGCUUUUUGUAGUUUUGAUUUGCGGAUAUUAUAUAUUAUGUUAAAUAACUCUUUAUUGUCUAACAUAAAAAAUAUUUAUAGUGGUCUAAUGGUUAAACAUGCCUAUUAUCAUCCUAGGAGGUCCCGAGUUCAAAUCUGGGUUUAGUAUUUUUUUUUUUUCCAUUUACAAGGAAAAAACAAAUAUAUUUUGGGUCUACCUAGAGUCCUAAGCCAUCGCUCACUCGGAAUAUUUUAUUGCAAAAUACCCCUCGAUUUGUUGUGCAAACUUUUCUAUCAGAAUUCUUGCUCCGAUGUAUCAAGUGUAGAUUAUUUUCUAAAAGGAAAUUUUAUCUACAUGGUAUUUUAGGGAGGUCAUUUUUGAUUUUGCAAGCGGUUUUCAUAAUAUCUGGAAAAAAUCGGAGAAAAAAAUGAAGGAAAAACGGAAAAUGUACGAAAUUUAGGUAUUAUUGCAUUGAUUUUAUAAUAUACAGAUAAGCAAUGUCAUAGGAAUAUAUUUUGGAAGGUAAGGUAUUGUCUCAAGUUUCAUUAAAAUUUGACAGGUAUCGUUAUUGUAUUCAUUGAAAUUUGUAAACUAGUUAUUUGUGUAGAUUUUAGAUGUCAAGUGCAAACUAGCUGUUGCGUGAUGCGACUGUUGAAUUAUUUUUCGUCUACUUGCGAAUAUUAAAAUCUAAUCAAAUCGACUAUAAUAAUAUUUUUAUUGUUAUUAUUAAUUAUUUUGAUAUUUUUAUUUACUCUACUACGGACUGUCUACGAUCCACGGAAAGUUAUGAUUUUAGGUGUCUGUGUGUUUGCCUUUUCCUUCAUAUAUCUUAUAAUAAUGGAGAGAUUUUUACAUCUAAGAUUUCUUUGAAUUCGAUACAAUUUCACGAGUGUAAUCUCGCUAAGUACUUUUCACCGCAUAAAGUGUAAUUAGGACUAAAUAAAGAUUUAAACAAAAUCUGUUUUGUUUUUUUUUUUUUUUUUUUUACAUUUUAAAAUAAAAAUAAGUUACACAAUGAAUUUUAAUAUUCUAUUUUCUAAAUGUUUUUGCACUAUAUACAUUUAAAAAAAUCACAAGUCAUGAUCGUUAAUUUUUGAACAUAAUAGUUUUAUAACAAAUUAAUACAAUAUUAUAUUAUAACAAUAAUUAAUAUUGCUAUAUACUUGAUUUUUUUUCUAAGUGUGUUUUUCAUUUAUUUUUUUAUCCACUUUAGUUCUCCAAAGAGCUAAAACAAAAUUAAAAAAGAAAAAAGAAAGCACACAUUAAAUUUCUAGCGUUCUCCCAACAUUUGUGUUUAUAGGAACUUUUCCAUACUUUGUGCCAAAUUUAAAUUUGAGUUUAAAAAAAUGAUUAUGUAACUAUGUUAAAAGUAGUGAAAUAUCAUUAAAAAAGAAUUCCAGCUAUUACUUGAAAUUCAUUAAUGGGAAUCACUCAGUUAAAAAUAUUCUUAAACAUCUGUGCUUCUAUGAUUCGGUCUCGUUUAAUAAAUAGUGAGCUGCUGAUCUUUUGGCUUCUUACUUUUUCUUUGUGUAUUUUAAUGAUCAGACUGAACUCAAUCUUGAUGAUUUGACCAUCCCAUACUUCAAUCUACCUAACAAUGUUUCUAUCAGUGUUGAUGAUGUUUAAUUGCCUAUCUGUGUUUCAUGGUCUAUCGUAUGUUGCCCUGAUGGUCUCUCCGAUGAGUUUCUUUUCCAGCUAAAAUAUAUUCUCUCUUGCCCCCUUUAGAUAAUUUUCAGUAGGUCUUGAAGGCAUGCAUUUUCCCCUCGAUACUUAAAUUUAGUUCUGUUAUUUCUAUUUUUAAAUCAGUUUAUCCUUUUUUAAUUUUAAAUUACAGACCUAUUUCAAUCCAAUCGCAUAUUGCAAAAAAUAUUUGAAUCUUUGGUUUUAAAAGAAAUUCAACGUCCAGUUUAUAAUAUUAUAAUGGAGGAACAACAUGGGUUUUGUUCUGGUCGUUCCACCACAAUAUGCAAUCUAAUAUUUAAUAACUUAGAUUUUGAAUUUUUUCAACAUGGGUUGCGAGUUGAUGUAAUAUUACAGUCUUCAAUGAAGCUUUUGAUACAGUUAAUCAUAAGGUUUUGAUUAACAUUCUUAGCAGUUAUGGUUCUCGUGAGUCUUCGUUGUCCUGGCUUUCUUCAUAUCUUAAUGAUCAAUAUCAAUGGGUCUCUGGAAUCAAGUCCAAUCUAUUCUUAGCAUCUUCUGGUGUUCUUUAAGGAUAACUAUCCCCCCUAUUGUUCUCUCUUUUUGUAAAUAACAUCAGUCAUGUAUUGUGUCAUUCUCGUAUUCUCUGCUUUGCUGAUGAUUUUAAAAUUUGUUUACGUUUUUGUUUUAUUGAUGAUUGUUUUCAUCUCCAAAGUGAUCUGGAUAGGUUUGUUGAUUGGUUUGAAAGUAUAGGCUUAUCUUUAAAUAUAUCUAAAUACAAAGCUAUAACUUUCACAUUUAGUCGUUUAUCAACAAUCCAUUCCUUAUAAUAUUUUAAGUGUUGAUAAAUUCGUAAUUGAUUUUGGUUUUAAGCUUACCAACUCACUGAUUCCUGAUUCCAGACAUGUCUUCUUGGUGUUUAUCUUCAAAUUGUUUGCAAUUACUACCCUUUGAUGCACAUAUUAAUGAAUAAAUUCAUGUGCUAUGAAAUGAUGCCCUAAUAAUUUGAGCAUUUGGAUUUCUGUUAUAGCCUCCUUUUUGUCGAAAUAUUGAAAAUGAGUUUUCCUGAUUUGAACGAUUGGUUAGGAUAACACUAAUACCGUUUUUUUCUCAUCUUCAAAUAGUUUUAAUAUACCAUUAAUACUUUGAAUAAAUACAUGUGUUCUGUGUACAACUUUUCUGCCUUUGCUCUGAUUUACAAUGAUGGCACUUUUUGUUAAAGGAAAUCUGACUAGUGAUUUACUUUAAGGAGGUCAUUUUUUUGAUUUUCUCAGUAGUUUUCCCAAUAAAUAGGGGAAAAAACUGAAAAAUAGAUAAAUUAAACAAUAUUAAACAAAUAAUAUCAAAGAAAAUAUAUAAUUCAUCUGUGGACAUAGCAACACUAUCAACCGAACUCUGCUUAGGAUCGUUUUUUUGUUAGCAAUGGUUAAUCGUUGCUUACAGAUAUACAUUAAAUUUCCUAUAAAAGUAGCUGUACCACGUCGCCAUUAUCCUAGGAUAUCUUUUUAAUUAUAAAUAUAUUAGGUAAACUAUUGCAUGUUUUUAAUUUUAUUUAAUAUUAUUUAGUUGAAUUUUAAAUUGGACCUUUGUACCUAAACUAUUAGCAUAAUAAACUUGUAUUAAUUACCUUUUUGUUGUAAUUAUACACUUUUUAGAUAAUUCACGACCAGAAGCAACUUUCCAAUUUGUUAUGGAAAAUUUUAGUGAAUUAAAAGAACAAAGAAUGUCACAGCCUUUCUAUGUUCGUAAUCUACCAUGGAAUAUAAUGGUAGUACAGAAAGAAGUGAGAAAAUCUUGGAUAGAACCUAGUAUGACUGCUGUUGCUUUUUUCCUUCAAGUAUGUAUUUAAAAGGAAAAAAAUGUAACAUUUAAUGUACCCAUACUUUAAUUAUAAUAAUUAUUCCACAAAACUCUGUAAAAUCAUUAUCUUUUAGUGUGCAGUUGAUUCAAAAAAUACUCCUUGGAGUGUUUAUGCAACAGCUCAACUUCGAAUCCUAGCACAAAAAAAACGUUGUCAUUCCUUUGUACGAGAAAUACAGCAUAUAUUUUGCGAACAAGAGAACGACUGGGGAUAUCAUUGUUUCAUGUUGUGGAAAGAUGUAAUUAAUAAAUCCAAAGGAUAUAUAAAAAAUGACACAGUUAUAUUUGAAGUAAGUUAAAAUAAUUAAUUUAAUUAAUAAUUAUUUAUCUAUCAUUCAGUAUUGAUGCUUUGUGUUAUACUGUAUUAUUCCAGUAAUAACAUAAAUGUAUAAUAUUAAUUAACGAUAAAUUAUUAUUUGGUAUCAUUACAAAAUUAAAUUGUUUUUGACAUUAUAUUAUUAUUUUAAUUAGUAUUACUUCUAUUGUAAGGAGAUAAGGAGGACUUCAUAGAAAAAUAAUGAAAUUCAAAUUCUUGGAUAUUUCUGAGAAUAAAAUGGAAUUUAAAUAUUGUUGACACAUAAGAAGAAAUUUUUAUAUUAUUUAUUUGUAACCGAAGCAUAAUUAAACGUUUUUAACAAUUUAACAUAAAUGUAUAUUCUCAUAAUUGGAAUAAAAUUCUAGGUUACAGUGAUGGCUAAUGUAGCACAUGGUCUAGAUUGGGAUUCCAAAAAAUAUACCGGUUACAUAGGCUUGAAAAACCAAGGUGAAACAUGUUAUAUGAACUCCCUUUUACAAGCAUUAUAUUUCACAAAUCAACUACGAAAAGUAAUUAGAUAUUUAUCUAUGUGUAAUACAAUAUAUAUUAAUUUGACUGACUGUUUGAUUUUUAUUUAACAAAUAACUUUUUUUUUAAAUUUAGGCUGUAUAUAAAAUGCCUACUGAAAGUGAUGAUAGCAAUAAAAGUGUAACAUUAGGAUUACAACGUUUGUUUCAUGAUCUUCAAUUGUAUGACGAACCAGUCGAUUCAAAAAAAUUGAUCAACAAUUUUGGAUGGGGAAAAGUUAAUUUAUACAUACAACACAAUGUUCAACCAUUUUUAAGAAUUGUAUGUAUAAUACUUUUUUUUAACAAAUAUUUUUUAAUUUAUUAUAAUUUUAUUUAAUUUUUAAUUUUUUUAGUUGCUUGAUAAAUUGGAUAACAAAAUGAAGGGUACAUGUGUUGAAGGAACAAUAUCAAAGUUAUUUGAGGGUAAAUUGAUUGUAAGUUAAUAAAUUCAAAUUAUAUAAAUAUUAAUAUUAUAAAUAAUUUAAAUUAAUGCUAAUUUAUAAAUGUUAUUUUUCAGUCAUAUAUAAAUUGUAAAAAUGUUGAUUGUACUUCCACGAGGACUGAAACAUUUUACUCCAUUCAACUAAACAUUAAAGGAAAGAAAAAUAGUAUGUUACCUAAACAUUGUACAUUCUGAGCGAAGCGAAGAAGCUUAUAGUUUUACAAAGAUGUCUAUAUAUUUUUUUUUUUUAUCUGUUAACUACUUUUUACCAGAAGUCUUUCUCGUCUGAAAGGAUAGCACUUUUUCUGAAAGGAAAUCGGUGUGGGGAGAUACUUUAGAGAGGUUGUUUUUCGAUUUUCUCUAGACUUUUUUCUUCAAAUUUGAAAAACUAAAAAAAAAAAAAUGGGAAAUAUAAGAAAUGUAGGUAUUAGUUUAAAUAUAUUACGUCCUUUUUUCUGUGAAAAACUUUUUUACUAGCAAUUUUGCUCUAACUUGUAAUGAUAGCAAUGUUUCUAAAAGAAAUUUUACUAGGGAGGUACUUUAGAGAGGUCAUUUUUCAAUUUUCUCAGUUUUCCCAGCAAGUGUAAAAAACCUGGAUAAAGCAUAGGAAACUUAGGGAAAUUAGGAAAAUCAGUACAACAUUUAAAAAAUAUUAAAGAAAAUAUAUGACAUAUAGUUGAAAAAGCAUUACUAUUGAUUGAACUUUGCUCAGAAUCAUUUUUUCGUAAGCAAUGGUUCAUCGUUGCUUACAGGUAUACAUUAAAUUAUCUAUACCAGUGGCUGCACUCGUCCCCAUUAUCUUAGGACAUCAUUUUGUAUAGUCUAUUAGUUAUGAGGAGUUGAACCUUUUUCAAUUUGGCAAAUCUCUCAGAUGUUUUAAUUAUUAAGAAAAAAUAAAUAUUAUUUCUAUCUUUUGAAAAUGCUAUUUUGGAAAAUACAAUAAAUGAAUUUUGACCAUAAUUGCCCAAUUAUUUUGUCGAUUUAAAAUUACGAAUAAAGGUUUAACUUAUCAUUUAUUUAAUUAUAUAAAUAAUAAAUAGUGUGUACUAUAAGAAUAUUUGUAUACAUUUUCUAUAGUUUAUAAGGCAUUCAAUGAUUAUAUUCAAGCUGAUAUUCUUGAUGGAUACAGACAAUAUCAUGCUGGAGAGUAUGGUUUACAAGAUGCAGAAAAAGGAGUUAUUUUUGAAUCAUUUCCUACUGUAUUAUAUUUACAUCUUGGGCGUUUCCGUUUUAAUCCAUCUACAUUAAGUUUUGAUAAACUCGAUGAUAGGUUAGUAUAAAAAUAAUUUUUUUUUUAAUAAAAAUGUAUAUAAUAUUAUAUUAUAUUAAUAAAAACAUUUGCUAUGCUAGAUUUGAAUUUUAUGAUAAAAUUAAUUUGGAUCGAUAUUUAAAAGUAAAAGAAGAUACUCCUGCUAAUUAUAUACUGCAUGCUGUUUUCGUUGAAAAUGAUUAUAACUACGGUGGAUAUAAUGUUGUUUUUAUCAAUACUAAAGGAGAUGACCAAGUAUGUUUACAUUAAAAAGUAAUUUAAUGUAAAUUAAUAAUUUAACUUUUGUGUUUUAUUGAAGUGGUAUAUAUUCGAUAAUGAUGUUGUAUCGAGAUGUUCUAAAAAAGAAGCUAUUGAGCAUAAUUUUGGUGGCAAUGAUAGAAAUAAGGAAAUUAUGUCAAUCAAGCCAUGUAAAAAUGCAUACAUGUUGGUUUACAUAAGAGAUUCUGAACUGAAAAAUGUUCUGCAAGAAGUUACAGUUAAUGAUAUACCAAAAGAAGUUAGUAAAGUAGCCAAUACAAAUUAAUUAUUUGGUGCGUGUUAGUUUACGGAUAUAAUUUUAUAGUAGUUUUUUACUAUAUUUUACCUAAGUAAAAAAAAACAGAAUAAUUCCACUAAUAAUUAUAUUAUAUAACCUCACUUUUCACAAUUUUGGAGUUACUGCACUUCUUGAUAGCAGGGCAGUAUUGUGUCUAUUUGAAAUAUCUUACAAAAAUAAAUAAAAUACAAAUACUAACUUUUAAACUAGUUAGUAAAAUUCAACUUCUUCGUCUAACCUAUAGGUUAGACUAAAAACUUCUUGUUGGUGAUAGUCGUUGUGUUGAUAUCGAAUGAUAAGUAUUAGGAUUUUCUGUAGUUACUCAUAUAUUUAGUUUUACAUUUAAAAAUGUAUUAUAAUUUAAUAGCUAUCUUAUUAAUUUAACUCCUACAGUGAUGUUGAAGGAAGUCAAACAAUGGAAAUUUUGUCAGUUAUCUACUAUUGAUGUGGAGAUAAAAGAAG